AUGGCUUAUGCUGCUCUUUCUUCACUUAUGUAUACAUUGGAUCAACUCUUCAAACCUAAUCAAUAUUUCGUUUGUCGAAGUUGUAUACAACAACAUGUUCAAUCUCUCUAUCAAAAUCUUUCUGUUCUGCAAGUUUUCCUUGACGAUACAACAAAGGAAACCAAAGAUAUUGAAACUCUUAAGUUUAUAGAAAAGAGGAUCAGAGAUGUAAUAUACAAAGCAGAAGAUAAAGUUGAUUCAAGUCUAAGAAACAUCAUUCUAGCAGAUCACACAAAGAGGAGAAAAAAGGCUUGUAGAUCCUUUUAUGAAGAAUUGUUGAAAGUGGAAGAGAAAGUUUAUUUUCUCAAAAAAGAGGUGAUGAUGAUUGAGUUUAGCAAGCAUGGAAGCAAAUCUGCAGAAUUAGCAACAACUUCUUCCUCACCAGAAAAAAGUAAAAUUGAGGAAAAUACUAUUGUUGGGAUGGAGGAUGACUUCAACACCAUACUUGAUCGCCUCACCUCCCAAACACACGAGUUGACUGUCAUACCAAUUUUUGGUAUGGGCGGUAUUGGUAAGACAACUCUUGCCAGAAAAGUUUAUGAGGAUUCAUCUAUUCGUUCUCGAUUUGAUAAACAUGCAUGGGUCACUAUCUCCCAAGAAUACAAUCAGAGACAAAUGCUUCUUGAAGUUGCAUCUUCAAUUACUGGAAGCAAGCAAGAAAUGAACGAUGAUCAACUAAUGGUGAUUGUGUAUAGAGGUCUGAAGCAUAGUAGAUUUCUAAUUGUCAUAGAUGAUAUUUGGAGUACUGAGGCUUGGGACCAAAUGAAAAGAAUAUUUCCAAAUGAUGACAACAAAAGUCGAAUUCUAUUAACCACUAGGCUCAAGUAUGUUGCUGAUUAUGUCAGUUGCCCUGAUUAUCCGCCUCAUAGUAAGUCUUUUCUAAAUCCAGAUGAUAGUUGGAAUCUAUUCACCGAAAAAUUAUUCAAAAAAGAUCUGUGUCCUUCUUUACUUGUAGAAAUAGGGAAGCAUAUUGUACAACAAUGUCAAGGAUUACCUCUCUUGAUUGUUGUCGUUGCUGGACUUCUUGGAAAAAUGGACUUAACGCAUGACAAUUGGAAGAAUGUUGAGGAAAAUCUGAACUCAUUCUUUGGUACGGUAUCCGAACGAUGCCAAUCAAUUCUUUCUUUGAGCUACAAUUACUUGCCCCAGUAUUUGAGGGCUUGUUUUCUUUAUGUUGGAGGUUUAUCUGAAGAUAUGGAGAUUGGCGUUUCCAAGUUAAUUAGGCUGUGGAUUGCUGAGCAAUUCGUUAAGGCAACAAGCAAUAAAAAUUUAGAAGUGGUGGCAGAGGAGUGUCUACAAGAGUUAGUUGAUAGAAGUCUAAUUUUGACCGGUAAACAAAGGGCUAACAGAAGGAUGAAAAGUUGCAAAAUUCACGAUCUUCUUCGCCAACUAUGCCUAAGAGAAGCUCAUACUGAAAAUGUUGUGCAUAUCAUGAAUGGGAAUGCCCCCAUGUCCUCAGAAGCCAUAGAUGAUCAACGGCGAGUGAUCUUUCCGUUGGAAAUUAAAGAGAAGCAAGUUUUUCCAACAAAGCAUAGCAGUGGUAUUACAAGUAUAACCCGCUCCUUUAUUUCAACAAAAUUCUAUUAUUUUACAAGGCAUAACAUUGGUAUCACAAGUUCCAUUGUUUCACAGCUAAAGUUGCUUAAGGUGUUGGACGUAUUAUCAGUCCGGUUAGAUUUCUCUAGUGUAAUACCUGAGCUUGUACAUUUGAGAUAUGUUGCUGCAAGAAUUGAGGGAGUUCUUUCACUUGCUAAAUUGAGAAAUCUACAGACCAUAAUUCUUGCAAGGGCUGAAGAGGCAAAGUUGAAGCAGCCAGUAGAUAUUUGGAGGAUGACAGAGAUAAGGCAUGUGGAUACUGAAUGGCCACUAUAUAUAUCAAAUCCCCUUGAAGCAGAACAACCUUUGUUUCUGAAUAACUUGCAAACACUUUAUCUCCGUAACUCUCCUUUUGUUGCGGAAAUCAUAAGAAGAACUCCCAAUCUAAAAAAGCUAAAGAUUUUAGAUGAUUCUGAGCAUCCUGACUGGCAUGCAAUUAUUGAAUCUCUAAUUCUUCUAGAGGAGCUGGAGACACUACACAUAGAGCUGGGCACACUAGACUGGAUGAUUUUCUCUGGGGAUAAUUUCCCUCCUAAUCUUAAGCAACUGAAAUUAUCAUAUACUUCUAUACCUUGGGAAGAUAUGAAAUUUCUGGCUAAUUUACCCAAUCUUGAAGUGCUCAAGGGGUAUUAUGCAUUCAAGGGAACAAAUUGGAAAGUAGAUGAAGAUGUUGUGUUUCACAAAUUAAAAUAUCUACAAAUUGUAACCGGAGAUCUGCAAAAGUGGGAAGUUGGUAGUGAUAAUUUUCCUUUGCUUGAGCAACUAAUACUGCAUCGGUUGUAUGAUCUGGAGGAGAUUCCGGAGAGUAUUGGAGAAAUAAUGACACUAAAAUUCAUCCAAAUAGAAUAUUGCGGCUCUGGUGUAGAGAAUAGUGCAAAGAAAAUUCAAGAAGAGCAACAAAGCUUGGGAGAUUAUGAGCUUCAACUUCAAAUUACUCCUAUGGUAUGUUAA
Solanum stenotomum is the source of this 2586-nucleotide messenger RNA. RefSeq names its product putative late blight resistance protein homolog R1B-16. The record is from RefSeq and is a predicted model, not a curated record. Bases 1 to 2586 code for a protein of 861 amino acids. Lineage: Eukaryota; Viridiplantae; Streptophyta; Magnoliopsida; Solanales; Solanaceae. The transcript is spliced from 2 exons. Gene Ontology annotation, molecular function: ADP binding. Gene Ontology annotation, biological process: defense response to other organism.